CUGUGCUGGCGAAAAUUGGAGAAUAUAGGCAUAAAAGAUACGUAGGGCUUUUUUUUUCUUCCCCUACAGAUAGAAUCCUUAAUAAAUGAACAACCCUAGCGAUCCUUGAAUUAAGCGACACUUAACAUCGGCUGGUUGGUGUAAGAGCCAGUCCUACACGACUGGACCGUGAUCAAAUACCAUCCAGACCGUACAACCGGACUGACUGAAUAUACUGCUACGGAUAAAUAAACUCAAGCAAAGCCAGAAACGAUAGGCCAUGACCUCUUGUAGGGUUGUAGGGGUACAGAAGAAGAAAAAUAUACACAAUCUUUAAACCCUAAGUGGGUGAUGUUAUAGUACAGAUGCACAUUUCUCAUCGUUUUGAUCUUGCUUUUUUUUGUCCUUCUUUAACCUACCCUUCUCAACGGACCGGGAGGUCGAAUGCGCUCGGUUCGUUCUUAUCACAAAUCAUAAGCCACAAAUGUGAACCAAGGCGUGGGUUUUAAAGCUGCAAGCCGUUCAGUUAGCAAAAACCCACUGACCAACACUGGUGGCGUUAGAGGAAUAUUUUCCGCAACAAGUUGCAUUUGCAUAGUUACUUUAGCUUGCUAUCCUUCCGAUAGUUACAAUAGUUAUCGUGUUAUGAUUUGCUAAGUAUGAGUCGCACAAGCUCUACCGUAUUGGGAGUGGUCCUGAUGAUGGCCAUUGCUAUCGAAUGCCACGCCGACACGCGGUACAAUGUUAGCUUUGACGACUUGCAUAAAUGCAAGCAGCACAAUGCUAUCAAUGGGUACAACUAUCGAGCGUUCUUCAAAUUGCAUGAACUGGAGCAUCACAAUCUAACUGAGGCCGAUCUGAUGGUCGACCUGUUAGUGUACGUGUUGGCCGCUCGUGAUGGCCAUAUCUUGUUGUCGGAACAGAAUAAAACUUUGGUGACUGCAGUGGAAAUAGUGCUCGGUGGAGGUGGAAAUACGUUUUCACAGAUACGUUACGGUCAGAAGGGAUCACAAUUGAGAACGAAAGCGAGCCCCGGACUGCUGUCACCGAUUGACCCACUUCCGGUGCGGGUACGUAUCUAUACAUCAGGCCAGAUCAAGGUAUACGCUGGCAAUCUUACGGAUGAACCGUUCAUGGAAACGCGGAUGCCGAAUAAGAAUUUCACCGAGUUGCGAUACGUCAGCUUUACUACGUGGGGUACAGCAUUGGCCAAAUGGUUCUAUGAUUGCCCACUGCCAUCAAACGCUACCAACGGCACGGUGCAGAUCGACGGUAACGAACUUGAGCAAGAGUACGAUGGUAAGCAACGUUUGCUGGAUUAUUUGAUGGGUGCUCCACGGUGGAUUGACCCACCGGUCAACUUUACCGGUGUCGAAAUUCAGCACAUGUACGUGAAAGGUUUUGCUUACGAUCAGAAAACUAACAUGAUCGAGCUAUCGGGAUCGAUGGGCCUGUCCUGGUUGGAUCAUCGCUACAGCUGGAAUGCUUCCGACUUCGACAACAAAAUUUUUGUCGGUGACGUCUGCCAUAUGGUCUGGAUACCAGCGUUCGAAGAGUUAAGCAUGUUUAAGGGCUCAUCCUUUAUGUGCUUCCUCACAGAUGACGGUUUUGUAGGAGUCGAAAUCAUAAAGUUUUCGUGGGUCAAUUUCUGCACUCUUUCGGACAGCUACCGAUGGCCGUACGAUAUCAACACUUGCAAGCUACAACUCUUCACGGCCAGCCACGAACGGAAUGUACCGAUUCGUUUAACAAUGGGAAAAAUUCGAUUUGACCCAUAUUUUGAACAAUCGGAAUGGUCCCUAAAGUCCUUUGGUAAGCAUGAGAUGGAACGUAGCACUACGCCAUAUGGACAGCAACCAAUGCUCGAGCUUCACAUUGAGAUGACUCGGAAAAGUGAUAUUCAUGCCGUUUCGAUCUAUCCAUCAUACUUCGUGGCCAACUUGCUGAUAUCUAUUUCCUUUCUUGUCGAUGGACGAUCACGUCUACUGCUGAACUCGCUUGGUUUACUUGUGCUGCUUAAUGCGUUUUUGAGUUUUUCCGCCAUCGUGCCACGCGCUGGGGUGCCGAAAAUAUACAUCUUUUUACAGUGGUCGCUUGUGUUCUACACAAUUUCGUCCAUUCUGUUCGUCAUCGAGCUGUGGUUGAAGAAAACGCGUGCAACCAUACCGCCCGGUUCCUGGAUUGGGCGGAUUAUAAGCUUCCCGGCUCUACGUUAUGCACUUGCUAUGGAUCAAAGGAGUAACUAUAGCACAUUGGAGCACAAAAAUGUCCGAUGGGACGAAUUGACGUGCAUUCUGAACCGACUCAUGAUGGUUGUUGUGGUGAUCGUGCUUGUAAUUGGUUUCACCAAACCGUGAUGUUCAACCGCAUGCCAUUUUUAAUGCAAUCUACGGAAAGUAUAGAUAGAUAGCAUUAAAAUCACAUAGACUUUAGUCAUCACAGUGCACGAGGACAUUCUUCGUUAUUGGGCAAACAAUUGCUCAUCGUUGAUAAUAGAUGCACGGGAUACUUUGUAGAAUGUUGCAGCAUUUGGUUAAGUAAUAAAGACGAUCAAACUUCA
Anopheles funestus (African malaria mosquito) is the source of this 2539-nucleotide messenger RNA. Its product is annotated as neuronal acetylcholine receptor subunit beta-3-like. The record is from RefSeq and is a predicted model, not a curated record. Gene Ontology annotation, biological process: monoatomic ion transport. Gene Ontology annotation, molecular function: extracellular ligand-gated monoatomic ion channel activity. Gene Ontology annotation, cellular component: membrane. Bases 639 to 2336 code for a protein of 565 amino acids. The transcript is spliced from 7 exons. NCBI's taxonomy places the organism in Eukaryota, Metazoa, Arthropoda, Insecta, Diptera, Culicidae.